AACACGUGAAAGAUUUGCUGUUGAAAGAUCGCGAGAGAAGGGUCGACAUUGAGUUUGCCGUUGGAAGGUACCGUAAAGGAUAAUCUCAUCACUAUAUAACCGCAGUAUUUUACGGGAAAUUAUACCAUCAGGAUGUCUGAUGUGAUCUAUGGAAAUAUUUGAAAAUGAAUCAAAAUAAAGGAUUACAAGGUGCCAGCUACUUGGAGCCUCGGAACCGGGUGAGAACGAGCAGCAGUGACAGCAGCGACUCUUCUUGCGGGGACAGCGAAGGAAGUCAGGAGAAGCUUCGGCGGCUCUUCCAGACGUGCGACAGUGAUGGAGAUGGUUUCAUCGAUGGACAGGACAUAUACUUGAUGUGCCGUGAGCUGAAUAUGGAGGACAGCGUGCAUGAUCUUAUGGUACAGCUUGGGGCUGACCGUCAUGGCCGAAUCUCUUUUGAAGAGUUCUUGCGUUGCCAACGAAAGCUACGUGGAGAGAUCAGGUCGGUGACGGAAGGUUCGAGGCAGCCAGACCUCCGCAGAGGAAGUGCUGAUGGAGUGUACCAAGACAGACUACAGAGGGCGGGCUCUCCAAAGAUGGGCAGUAAUUCUAGUCUUCCACGAAGUGGUCAUUUAGGUUCCUGGCCAGCUAGCAGUGAUAAUAGUUUGGGAGCAUCUUCUACAGCCAGGGACAGUUGGGAGCGGGAUUCUGGUGCUCGCGAUCUUAGUCCUGAACCAGGUACGUUCCUACAGAAGCUGAUGGAUAGCGCCACCGCAGCUGGUGGAGGGGCCAACUUUCUGGAGCUUGCUAAUACGGUAAGUACAUGUUUGUGUUUGUCAAAACAAAAUUGUGACAAAAGAGAUGAGUAGGGGACCAAUUCAUUAUUGAUGCUUGUGAUGGGGCAAAGUCAAAUAUACUCCCAUAUUUAGACAACGGUACAAUUUUGGUAUAUGGAUACCAAUUUUAUUGAUGAUCUUCUGUCAUUUAGUGAAUUCAAAUUCAUUGUUAAUGCAAGUGUAUUUCAUUUUUGUUGAUCAUGCUAUUGUUUGUAUUAGCAUUAUAUUUG
This is a messenger RNA of Lytechinus variegatus (green sea urchin), 1045 nucleotides long. RefSeq lists its product as uncharacterized. Lineage: Eukaryota; Metazoa; Echinodermata; Echinoidea; Temnopleuroida; Toxopneustidae. The transcript has 3 exons. The record is from RefSeq and is a predicted model, not a curated record. Gene Ontology annotation, molecular function: calcium ion binding. The coding region runs from base 165 to 848 and encodes 227 amino acids.